AUGGUGAUCUUUAUGAAUGCUGAGGGGAAACAUCCUAUCCGAGGCGUACCCGAUGACACUCCGGGCGUGUAUUAUCGAUCCAGUAAGAAAGGAUGGAUGACACAAAGACUUUUUCGAGAGUAUCUGAGUGAAAGGAAAGCAAUGCGAGCAGAUCCACGUGGCCGCAACAAGACCAUCUACCUCGACAACUGCUAUGAUCUCCAGUUCUUCCCUCCAAAUGCCACCGACUUGUGCCAGCCAACAGGUUCCUUCAUCAUUAAGAAGAUAAAAGACGCAUGGAAAGCAAGGUGGAACGCGAAAAAGCUGAGUCUGAUCAAAGAGAACUGUUGGCAAAAUAAGGUUCGCAAGGACGGGUCGUGGUCGGGCAAGCUUCAAAACCCUGGCAAAAAGUUUUUCCUUCAGCUUGCAGUCGACGCAGUCAGAGAUGUCAAUCACCAGAAAGACAAGAACGUCAUGUCCUACGCUCGAAAAGCGAUGAUCCGCUGCGGAUUGUCGCUUGGAAUCGACGGAACCUGGUCUGUAGCCCAACUCUAUCCUCAUCUCCAAGAGAUAGUGGCGAAGCAUCGUACCCACUUCGAAGGCGAGCCUGUGACUUCAACUCCAGAUACACAAAAGAGCAGUACAGCUCCAGGUGAGUGA
Phytophthora sojae is the source of this 639-nucleotide messenger RNA. RefSeq lists its product as hypothetical. Bases 1 to 639 code for a protein of 212 amino acids. The record is from RefSeq and is a predicted model, not a curated record. NCBI's taxonomy places the organism in Eukaryota, Oomycota, Peronosporomycetes, Peronosporales, Peronosporaceae. Gene Ontology annotation, molecular function: nucleic acid binding. The transcript is spliced from 2 exons.